This is a messenger RNA of Clupea harengus (Atlantic herring), 411 nucleotides long. RefSeq names its product histone H3. Gene Ontology annotation, cellular component: nucleosome. Gene Ontology annotation, molecular function: protein heterodimerization activity; structural constituent of chromatin; DNA binding. The record is from RefSeq and is a predicted model, not a curated record. NCBI's taxonomy places the organism in Eukaryota, Metazoa, Chordata, Actinopteri, Clupeiformes, Clupeidae.
AUGGCAAGAACUAAGCAAACCGCCCGUAAAUCCACCGGAGGAAAGGCUCCGCGAAAGCAGCUCGCCACCAAGGCUGCUCGCAAAAGCGCACCAGCGACCGGAGGGGUGAAGAAGCCCCAUCGUUACAGGCCCGGCACAGUGGCUCUGAGAGAGAUCCGUCGCUACCAGAAGUCCACUGAGCUGCUGAUCCGCAAGCUGCCUUUCCAGCGUCUGGUCAGGGAAAUUGCCCAGGACUUCAAGACCGAUCUGCGCUUCCAGAGCUCUGCUGUCAUGGCUCUUCAGGAGGCCAGCGAGGCUUACCUGGUUGGUCUGUUUGAGGACACCAACCUGUGCGCCAUCCACGCCAAGAGGGUGACCAUCAUGCCCAAGGACAUCCAGUUGGCCCGUCGCAUCCGCGGGGAGCGUGCUUAA